Messenger RNA from Salvia splendens (bonfire salvia), 658 nucleotides. Its product is annotated as phosphatidylinositol transfer protein 3-like. The record is from RefSeq and is a predicted model, not a curated record. NCBI's taxonomy places the organism in Eukaryota, Viridiplantae, Streptophyta, Magnoliopsida, Lamiales, Lamiaceae. The coding region runs from base 68 to 658 and encodes 196 amino acids. The transcript is spliced from 4 exons.
AGAAGGUUCAUCAAUUGAGAGAGUUAGCUGCAAAGCAUGAUCCAGCUUGCAAGGUAUGUAGUACAGCAUGCUCCAAACACACACACAGCAUGAGAUAAUGAAAAGUGGAAUUAUGCAGGAAGUAGAUGAAGCGACACUGAGAAAAUUUCUUCGUGCUCGUGAUCUUGACAUCGAGAAGGCUUCCGUGAUGCUGAUCAAGUACAUGGCAUGGAGGCGAAAAUUCGUCCCAAGGGGCUCGAUUUCGGCAUCUGAGGCUCCCAAUCACAUAGCACACAACAAGGUGUUUAUGCAAGGCACGGAUAAGAGAGGCUGUCCCGUUGCACUCGUUUUCGGUGCUAAGCAUUUUCCCAGCAAAGGAACCUAUGAAGAACUCAAACGUUAUGCAGUGUUUGGUUUGGAUAAGAUAUGCUCGAGAAUUCCUUAUGGAGAGGAGAAGUUCACAAUAAUUGUGGAUCUUGAAGGAUUUGGCUACUUCAACAGCGUUGUUCGAGGGUAUAUUGCAGUUCUCUCCAUUUUACAGGAUUAUUACCCGGAAAGACUCAAGAAACUAUUCUUUGUUCACGUAUCGUACGUAUUCAUGACAGCGUGGAAGCUUGUGUACCCAUUUGUUGACAAAAAUACCAGAAAAAGGUCAUUUUCGACUUCACAUAAGCUUUGA